Messenger RNA from Fraxinus pennsylvanica, 843 nucleotides. The record is from the annotation of a GenBank genome assembly. Lineage: Eukaryota; Viridiplantae; Streptophyta; Magnoliopsida; Lamiales; Oleaceae.
AUGUCAGUUAGAACUCAAACCCAAGCAUCAGGCACUGAUCUUGAUCCAAGCCUGAUGCAACAGGCCAUUCAGCUGGUCCAAUCAUCGCCGCCCACGUGGCAAUCUGCCAUCUUCAGCAAUCUUGUGAUCUUUCUUCUGGGCUCUCCUCUUCUGGUAUCUGGAUUGUCUUUUCCAGGCAUUGGGGCUGCUUUCUUGCUUGGUACCCUCACUUGGCGGGCUUUUGGCCCUUCUGGGUUCCUUCUUGUGGCUACCUACUUUGUCAUUGGCACAGCAGCGACGAAGGUGAAAAUGGCUCAAAAGGAGGCGCAAGGGGUUGCGGAAAAGAGGAAAGGAAGAAGAGGGCCAGGAAGUGUGAUUGGUUCGAGUGCUGCUGGCUGUUUUUGUGCUUUCCUGUCCAUCAAUGGGAUUGGUGGUGAGGCAUUUGCUCGCCUUUGGGAACUUGGAUUUGUUGCCAGUUUCUGUACGAAACUAAGUGAUACAGUCUCAAGUGAGAUAGGGAAGGCGUAUGGCAAAACGACUUAUUUAGUCACAACAUUCAAGAUAGUUCCGAGGGGAACGGAAGGGGCAGUUAGCGUUGAGGGAACUCUCACUGGACUUCUAGCUUCUAUGCUUCUUGCUUCUAUUGGUUGUCUAAUGGGUGAGAUAAACGCUCUCGAAGCCAUCAUAUGCGUUGUUGCUUCCCAGAUUGCUAACCUUGGUGAGAGUAUUAUAGGUGCUGCCCUCCAAGAGAAAGAAGGAUUCCAAUGGCUCAACAACGAUGUUGUUAAUAUCAUCAAUAUAUCUAUGGGAAGCAUUUUAGCAGUCCUCAUCCAGCAAAUAGUUCUCCAAAGUUGGCAUGCAUAG